Venturia canescens is the source of this 15080-nucleotide messenger RNA. RefSeq names its product poly(rC)-binding protein mub (gene mub). Gene Ontology annotation, biological process: regulation of gene expression; regulation of RNA metabolic process. The transcript is spliced from 8 exons. NCBI's taxonomy places the organism in Eukaryota, Metazoa, Arthropoda, Insecta, Hymenoptera, Ichneumonidae. Gene Ontology annotation, molecular function: mRNA binding. The record is from RefSeq and is a predicted model, not a curated record. The coding region runs from base 826 to 1938 and encodes 370 amino acids. Gene Ontology annotation, cellular component: nucleus; cytoplasm.
UCGCCACAACCGGGAGACCUUUCACCGGAGAGACGGGAGAGUUUUGUGUGUGCGUCUCUUGGCGUUCGUAACGGCGGUGUUGCGCGUUUUUCUCUCUCUUACUCCUCAGUAUAGUCCGCAACGAACACGUACGUGUAUCGCAGGUUUCCUUUUUUCCCCCUAUCUAUCUGUCUCUCUUUCAGUUUUCUCAUCUCACCACCGUGUUACGACGUACGUUAGCCCCGUAGUGAACAACAGUGAGCGGAGAGUUCGCAAGAGUGUCGCGAUUACAUUUUCGUUUUUCAUCCCGUUUUGUAGAACGAAUGAACAUUGAAAAAAUAUACAUUCACCGAACAGGACUAACGCGACGAAAAGUAUUCUACGUACGUGUGUAAUAAUAAAUUAUUAAAGUAUAUAUAUAUAUAUAUAUAUAUAUACCUCUCGAUCUGCACAACACGUUUUAUUUGGUGGAUUUUGCCUUGUUCCGCGUAGCGGAGUUGUAACGGCGAGUAUACGCCAAGUUUUCUCAACACACCGGCUAUUUGUGUGUAUUUUGCUCGGGUGUGUGUGGACAAGUGCCGAUGAAGCGAGACGCCCAGCUUCGCGAAUGAUAAGACAGCAAGUGUGCAAUUUAGUGCGAAGACCGAGCCUACCUGGGAGCGUUUAAGAAGCACGUCCCCCGAGACCCCCCCAGCCAAAAUCACACGCCUAACCUCUCCCCUGUCCUCCUUGUCCUCUUCCGUUCCCUUGUCCCCCGUUAAAACCGCAAGGACAUCAUCGUCGCGGAUAAACCUCGCCAACAAUCACUCUCGCGAUAUCACAAACGGUUCAACGAGUUCGAUCAACAUGGACGGAAUGGACAACAAACCAGCCUUGAACGACGAUCCGUCGGUCACCCUCACCAUUCGCCUCAUUAUGCAGGGAAAGGAAGUCGGAAGCAUAAUUGGCAAGAAAGGAGAAAUCGUCACGAGGUUCCGUGAAGAGUCCGGUGCCAAGAUCAACAUAUCCGAUGGUUCGUGUCCGGAGAGAAUCGUAACCGUCACCGGACCAACGAACUCGAUAUUCAAGGCUUUCACCUUAAUAUGCAAGAAAUUCGAGGAAUGGUGCUCGCAGUUUCACGACGUACAGGGCGGUGGCGGCGGUGGAACAACGAGAACACCGAUCACCCUCAGGCUCAUCGUACCAGCCUCCCAAUGUGGUUCACUCAUUGGCAAGGGUGGCUCUAAGAUCAAGGAAAUACGCGAAGUUACGGGCGCCCUCAUUCAAGUCGCUUCGGAAAUGUUACCGAGCUCGACGGAACGUACCGUAACCAUUUCCGGUACUAGUGAGGCUAUUACCCAAUGCAUAUAUCACAUUUGCUGCGUCAUGCUAGAGUCCCCUCCCAAAGGUGCCACGAUCCCUUAUCGCCCUAAACCCCAAGUUGGUGGGCCAGUGAUCCUGGCUGGUGGGCAAGCCUACACCAUCCAGGGUAAUUACGCGGUGCCCGCCCACUCGGACAUGGGAAAACUCGGCAGCAAUCCACUUGCUGGACUCGCGGCGCUUGGCCUCGGUGGACUGGCGACCCCUGCCAACACCGGAGGCCUCAAUCCUGCGGCGCUCGCUGCAUUAGCCGGUAGUCAACUACGUACGAGCCACACGAACAGGCAGCAGCCAGCUGCGAACAAUCAGACCCACGAGAUGACAGUGCCGAACGAGCUCAUCGGCUGCAUUAUCGGCAAGGGCGGUACCAAGAUAGCCGAGAUACGUCAGAUAUCGGGCGCUAUGAUAAGGAUCAGCAAUUGCGAGGAGAGAGAGGGUGGUGCAACGGAUCGAACUAUCACGAUCACCGGAAAUCCCGAUGCCGUUGCUCUCGCCCAAUAUCUCAUCAAUAUGAGGAUAUCGAUGGAGACCUCUGGUCUGGCGAUACCAGCGUAUCACUACAUCGCUCCGAAUCACAUUGUGAAAUCUCCGAUCCACUAAAAGAGCGGUGUCGAUUUAUCGAUACGUACAUAUAUGCCGUUUUUUCAUUCCUCUGUCUCUUUUUUCCCGGCGCUCGACGGAGGCGUUGAGGGGGACGUGAAUACCACCGCCACGCAACGAGCUCCGAGGCUGUCAUAUUCGGCUAUAUAGAAGAGGGAAAAAUUCAGAGGAACAAAAAAAAGGAAUAGGACAAAGAUGGACAUGUAGACACGACGUGCGUCUGUUAUACGACCAAUAAUGCCGCAGCAACGCGUUGAGGAAUAUACAAAUAUCAUUUAAUACACGCAAACACAGAGACAUGAACACGUUCCACGGGGGAACAAAAUCACAAAUCACAUAAAACGUAAAACACGGAGAGAAUAAAGUUCUCUUCCAUUGAGGCCCCGAGACCGCCGCAUACUCGUCCACAGGCAUGUGAACAAAUACACUGAUAUGCGAUCCCGCAUAUCCGCAACUUUGAACAAUACACACUCUUUUACUCAUGCUCCAAAUGUAUAACGAGAAAGAGCGCGAAACAGCGGACAAAAAAUAACGUGGCAUAGACGGUGAGACGGGCUGGAGCGUGAACGCACUCGAGUAUACAAAAUUCGGUACAUGAGGAGUAAAAAAAAAAAAUUUUUUUAAGCCAAGUGGCCAUAGUCGUCGAGAGGAGUGAUAAAGGGGAUUGUAGACAAACGAGAGAAAAAAGAGGAGAAAGAUUGGAAAGAAUUUAGUGAGAGGAAAUGAGCAUGAGCCGAAGGAAGGGCUGAGCAAGUAUGAGACUAAAAUGAGACAAAAAAAAAGAUUAAAAACGUAAAAAAAAAACAAAGAAAACAAAACAUAAAAAUGGACGCCGCAGCCUCAAGCUGUCGCCGAUUGGUAAAGGGAACAAGCCAAAGAUACGUUAGUUUUCAUUUUUAUAUUUAAACGAGAAAGGGGGGAGGAGGAGGUUGGAAAAAGAACACAUACAUACACGCAUGAAGUAACAAAAAGAAUAAUUGUUAUUAUUAUUAUUAUUAUUAUUAUUAUAUUAAUCGCUAUCGAUGCUAAUCUAUUAGGACACGAUCUCGUGCCGCGUUUGUAUUACCUGCCGCCAAGAGCGUCAGAGCUAUCGUGAUAAGCGGAAUGGGAGAGACGGUGAGGGAGAGAAAAUUUAAACGACAAAACACAGAAAAAGUGAGAGGGAGUAAAAAAAAGUCGAGGAGACCGUUGUGAAGAUAUAACUUGUACGGAAAAGCAGGGAAGACCAGGGGAUAAAGUUUUACGAAUGAAAUUCGUGCUUAUCCGCGAGUCCGGAUAUACAGGGUGACUGAGACGCGUGCGCGGGGUGGUCGCCCUAAUUUCUUCUUUUUCCUUUUUUACAUCAAUUUUUUUUCUUUUCUUCUCAGCUCGUUUCACACUAUCUCGCUCUUGAUGAGAACCGCCGUUAUUCGAAAAUGCGAUUUUAUUUUUCCACACACGAGACUAAUUGAGAAGGAGCACGCAAAAGAAGAAAAGAAAAAAUUGUCUGAAGAAAAGAAUGUAUUAUUAAUCGUUCAAAUUUUAAUGAGCUGAGCAACAACAAAGCGCCCGAUUAGUGGAGCGCGCGAUUUGAGUUGAUUUUCCAUGCGAACUCGAAUUCGAAAUUAUUUAUUCAUUCACAUCGAAUGAAGAACGAAUGCCCUACGACUCACGUGGAACGAAUUCUCGGGUGAUUGCUUUUUUAUAUUGAUUUUCUUUUCCACGUUAUAAAAAAUGAAAAAAAAAACCAUAACUUAUCUAAAUAAGUAACUGCGAUUUCGGACCAACGCUGCGCACUUCACGAGUCCCAUUUGCAGACAAGUCAGACUAAUUUCUGUUUCCCUUGAACCUUUGAUGAGUCAACGCAGACUUUUCACUCAGUUUUUUUUUUUCUUCAAUAUUGGAAUUUGACUUUCUAAUGCUUAACAUUCAAACAUCUUUUACGAGAAUGAAGGAAUUGAAAUUAUCUUCGCACAGAGCUUAAUCCCAUCUUCAAUCAUUAUUCCUCGUUGUUUUGCUUUUGUUUCAUUGUUGCCAAUAACGUCGUUUUUCGAAGCUUAAUGUAGAGCGAAAAAAAAAACAAAUGAAAAGACGAACAUUCGGUAUCGGAAAUCAGGCCCGACACUUUUUUUGAAAUAACAAACAAAUUAUUCAUGUGGAAUACAAAAAUAACGAUAUAUAAUAAUCCAUAUCCACACAAACACACACACACACAGACACACACACACGCACACAAACAUAUAUAAAUAUAAAUAUAUACAUAUAUAUUUAUUUAUUAUACGAUACAAAAAAUUAAUUAGUGGAGGUAUAGCUAUUUAAGAGCUCAAAGCAAGGCUUUGAAGAUCGGAGGCGUCCCUCUUUUUUUUAUUCUUCAAUUGUGGUUAUAAAUUUUAAAAAAGUAAUAAUCCGGGCGAUCCGUGAAAUCAGACUGCUGCAAUGAUUUCCAGCUCAUUGUAUGGCUCUCGAAAUUUUGCUUGGGAAACGUUCUUUUGCUCAAAAUUAAAAGUAAAAAAAAAAACGUGUUAUUGAAAUGAGAUACAAAAAUGGCCAUGGAGUCACGUAAGACAGAAAUGAAGCUCUGGAGAAAAUACAAAAAAAAUAAAAUCAUAUCGUUUACAAACUUAGGUACGAAAGAGAAAAAAGCAUAUCCCCGUCUCGACCAAUCGUGAUUUUUUCGUCGGAACGAUACGAGCACCAUGUGCCAAAGACCACAAUUAAAGGUAUCUAAGAAUGAAUUGAGAUAAAUUUGAAAAUCAUGAAAAUUUGACUCCGAAUCGAUCCUUCUUCGAGCUUGGACUCGAAACUCAAGUCGUUUUGUUUUUUAUUUUCGUAACAACGUGACGCGUGAAACUUUUCACCUCGAUUGUUAUACUCAACGAUCGCUCGUAGUGAGUUUUCAUGGCGUGAAUAAUAAUUCGUAGCACUCGAAAAAGAAACAUCUCGUCGAAGUGAGGGCCAAAAUUAGAAUUUUUUCACAACGCAAGGGCAAGGAAACCCUUUUUUAUACUUAUGCUUUAAUAUUUGUUUCUUGUGGCGUGUUUCGUGUUCUUUCGUCGAUAAAACUUGGUGAAUUAACAAUGUAAAAGAAAUAUUGACAGCUCGGAACAAUCGUUUAUCUGCUCUAGCCAAAAAUCAUUUGCAACGAGCCCUUUCAUACUGAGAAUACCGUCGUUAUAUAGGUGAUAUGAAAAUGUGAAAUUGCAAACUUCUUCGGUUUGUAAUGAACGUGAAAUUGUAAAUAUAGUAAAAAUAUAUAUACGUAUAAUUUUGGAUGUCAAAUCGCGUUGUACAUAUUCGUUGUAGCUUUUGUUAAUUUUUAAUGACUCUAUAUAGAUAAUUUUUUUUUGUUUUAUCGCAAAAACGCAGUUGUACACUCGCGAAAUCUAGUUUUCCAUACCUGUGCAUCAAGUUGGCGGGUUAUCUUUGUUCUUAUUCAUGCGCAAAAUCGUAACAAACAUACGCACUCUCGUUUUCGAAUCGUUCCAAAUCAUCAUUUAUUUAUUUAUUUAUUUAUUUGCUUAAAUUAUUGUCGCUUACGAAUUUAGUAAACGAAGGAAGAAUAAAUAACACAAAAGCAAUGAAAAGAAAUCUCUUCAACGUUAAGUCGCGUUACUAAAAAAUGAUUAGGUAAGAAAUCCUCGAAGGCUGAUAAUAAAUACGUUUUUGUAAGCUGUUAUAUGGGAAAUAUACUCGAAAAUGAUUUAUUUGGUGGAAAACAUUGGUCGAAGCAGCUGAGGUUUAAAGUUUCACACGAUUCACGUUUCAUACGUUUAUUUUUCCCCUUAAGGAUUUCGACUGGUCAAAAGCGCGUCACUCACUUUAUCCUGAAAUUCACAUUUUUUAAAUUCCCUCGACAAAAAUGCAUCUGAUUAUUGUUUAUUUAAGGGGACUAGGUAGGCUUCAGCGGCCAAAAACACUGUUCGACCCACGAAUAUCGUUUGAUACAUUUUAUAAUUACACAAAAAAGGAUUUGGCCGUUGGAGGGUAUAUAACGAUUGAAGAAGUGAAAUAAUUCAUAAGUCAAAUGAUAUUUUUUAUACGCAGGUUUAACCUGAUAAAUGAAUAAACAAAUUCGAACAAAAUUAUUCCAACGAAUCUGAUUUCAAUAAUCAUGCCAAAAAUUUGGACUCGUUAUCUUCAAGUUUUUAAUAUUUUAUUCAAUUAGAGUACGACGAUUCGCCAGUAUACUUCACUGAACGUUGUUUUUUUUGUGUUUUCCACAUAUAAUACGAACAUUUCAAAAUUUCGGCUCCUUUCACACAGCGCGUGCGCCUUCUAAAAAUUGCCCACACUCCAGAAACAGCAGUUAUGAAAUAAAAAUUUAUGAAAUUUUUCGCCAUCUGAUAAUGUUAUUUUUCGAAUUUGAAAAUUCGUUCUAGUCUCCUUAAUAUCGAGAAUCGCAAAGAUUCGAAAAAACUUGAUCCCGAAGGCCCUUUCGUCCUUUAUUUUUUCUAGUGUCCCCAACCUCGGCGGGCUUUCCUUGUUUUUUAUUUAUUCCACGAUGUUCAUUCAAGUAUCCGAUUUCUUUGUCCCCCCUACCGCCCCCCCGCGCAAAACUCUUCCAACGACCCGAGCAAUGAUAUGAGAAGAGAGGAAAAAGAUCAAUCACGACUUCAAACAAAAAAAGGGGAAGAAAACGAUGAAAAAAAUGAAAUAAGAAAAAAAACAUUUAGUGAGAGACGCUGUAUGAUUGUGUAUAUCAACAAUAAAUAUUGCUGUGAUUAGAAUCGGUUUAUAGUAAGUAGUUAAGAAACAAUUUUUAAGAAACAUCGGGAUUAAAGAAAAAAACGAAAAAAAAAGGUAAUAGAAUCUUAUAAAAUGAUAACCGAGGCGGUUGAAAAGUAUUAAAAAAUAUGAAGAAAUUUUUUUGUUUGUGUUCGUUCGGCAAAAUAAAAGAUGCGAUGAAUGUAAAAAAUCGAGAGCAACGUGGCUAGUGGAUAUACUCGUCAACAUAAAUCUCGUUAGGCAAAAAAAAAUCGUUUCACAUUUGGAUUAAAAUGACAAGAUACGCGAUGAUAACACGGAUAAUUAAUGAUUGCAAGAGAUUCCCCGAAGGUUACGGAUCGUCAAUCGACCAUAUAAGAAUCGAAACCGAUGGGCAUUGAUAUAUAUUUUUUCUUCUCGUCCCCCCCCCCCUCCCCCUCCCCGCACCCCGCAACGCUCCUUCCCUCUUCGUAAAUGGAAUCCGGGUGAGCCCAGAUCACCGAGUCAAACUCAAUCCAAUUAAUAUAAAGAAGAAGAAGAAGAAGAAGAAGAAAAAACAGAAUAAUAUAAUCCGCAAGCAUAUCCGUUUUAAACAUAUGAUUAGACUUUAAAGAUUGUAGUAUCGAUAUUAACUUUCUUCCCGAAGUACCAAGCUCAUUGAAACAAAUGAAAAUACCCAAAAUAAAAGAAUGUUUAUUCGAUGUGAAUAACGAACGUCUCCUUUGCAUUAAUAAUAUUGAGAAGAAGAAGAAGAAGAAAUAAAAAGUAAUUAAAUAUCAUAAUGAAAAGCAACAAAAAAACGUACUAUAAAUUAAAAACAAAAACACACAUACACAUCUUAAUAAUUAUAUUAAACAGCUAUAGCGAAAACAUUUGAAUCGACGAUGAGACUCGAGAGAAAGAGAAUCGUCUUUUAGUCGCUAGGUGUCGUGAAGUAACUUCGUGAAUCAAUUAUAAUGAAUAAUAUAAAUAAAUAAAUAUAUAUAAAUCGCCACGUAUUUUAUGGGGAUGCUUCGUGGCGAUAACGUAUUAUAUCCAGAGGUGCCAAAUGCGAUGUCGUUAUUCGUUGUUCGGUUCGGGAAGUAAACCACAGUCUAGAAAACGCUGCAGAAAUACAGAAAAAAAAAGAGAGAGAAAAACAUACCAAAUGCGAAUAAAGGGGAAAAAAGAAAGAGAGACAAAGGAAAGCACACCACAGGCUCGAGGCACUUUUGGGAGAGAGAUAAAUCGUGCAGAUUCUAUUUAGAGUGUGAUGAAACGUAAGGACAAGAAAAAAAUAUGAGCAGACCCAAGAUCCCAUUUGAAGAGCGAUGCAAAAAAGAAAGCUCUCGAAGUGGCACUUGUCGAUCAAAUAAUGCUUGAAAACUCACGUUUAUUGAACGAAAAUUGAGAAACUGCACGACGAAUCCUCCUGUCGUAUCAGAUUUCGUAUACCAGCUCCCACAGGCAAAAUAAAACAAUACAUAAACACACACACGAAAUACACGAACGAGUCGUUAGUGUAAAAAAAAACGUACGAGAGCUUGCGAAGGGAAGCGAAAAUUAGUAGGAAAAAUAUGGUUCAAAGAAUAAAUCGAAGAUAUUUCGAGGAGAUUAAUUAAUCCGGCUCAACUUGAUCCCUGGGUUGCUGCUCUCGUGCCAAGUGUCGACGAUUUGUAUAAAACGAAGCAAUGAUUAAUAAAACCAAAUAUAGAGAGAUGACGAUUGGUUUAAACGUCUUCAGGAAUCUGAGCAAUUUGUUGUGGCGUAGAGCAAUCUGUUAGUGCAGGGGCCUUAUCCUUACUGCUCGGGUUCAGUCCAGCUACGGUUACGAAUCUGUGCCCAUCUUGCGGCAAAAAAAGGAAACAUUAUAUCGCUGAGACUCGUAUCGAGGGUUGACAUGUUUUUCCCGGUCAUAGAGACGCGCUAUGAGAAUGAAACAAGAUCGAAGACUGAGAGAUAGUCGAAAAAGUCGAAAAAAAGCAAAAAAAAGUGGUACGAUCUCGUAAUCGCAGCUGAACUUCACUCCCCAACCUUUACCGUAACGCAGGGCAAUCAGCUAAGAAAUAACUUAGUUUUUAUAGGAUAUAUUGAGUGGCACAGCGCGUCUGUAAUCAUCGGUAAAAAGAAAAAAAAACACAUUAAAAAAGGGCGCUCGCGCGCUGCAUAUACUCGAGUUAAUUAAAGGAAAUAAUAAUAACAAUUAUUAUUAUUAUUAAUAAUAAUAUCGAUAAAUGAUACAAGAAUAUUAAACAAUUUUACGCGGCGUGCCGGCGCUAUAUUUUUUGUAUGGCAUUAACGAUUUAGAACGUUAUUGAGAAUACCGUGUGUGUGAACGUAGUGCCAAAAAAAGCAGGAUACAAAAAAGAACAAGAUAAAAAUAAAUGAAAAGUAAUAACGAAAGACCUGACAAACAGUGGGAUCGUAAAUGAUUGGAACGUGCGCCCAAUUAGGUCAAAUGAUUUAUCAUAUUAUGGCGAAUUGAGAAAAAAAAACAAUUAUCGCGACGAGGAAUGAGAAAAUAAUGCGAAAGCGAAACGCUCGACGAAAAAAGUAUGGCUCAAGCCUCGUGCCAAGCAAUGUUUUUCCAAGAAAAACAUAAGAAGGGAGAAAAUAGAUAUAAAAAGAAAAAAGAAGAAAUUAAUAAUAAUAAUGUGGGAUAAAAAAACGCGUGCCAAAUUAUUGUAAUCUUCCGAGCGGAUUUCUUUCUUUUUAUUGCUAAAAAAAAAGUACCGCAAAUUAAAAAGUUAAAAAAAAGCUUCCUUAGCGAUGAAAUUAAAAGAUCGUUUUUAUAUUCGAAUCUUAGGUAAAAUGAAGACAAACAUAAUUCGAUGUAAAUUACUGAACCUGGUAUGGAAGAAAACGUAUUGUGUAACGUACUUUGUACUCAUACUCUUUUUGUUACUUUCUCGUUAUUUUUUUUGUGGAUAACUAAAAUUUACAUUUGGAAUUGAAAAUCAUAAUAAAACGAGUCGAGGUUAUUUCGUAUUUUCUAACACUUCGUUGUGGCCGAUGCAUAAAGGAAGGAUGAGAAUAAUAGUAGAAGUAGGUGAUGCGUACUUUUUGUAUUAUUACAAAUUUCAACGAUUCAUCAAAAUCGAAGAGUUUUAUUAUCUUUUAUCGUGCUUCUUUCAUUGUCAUCUUCAUCCUAAUGAUAUUAUAUGUAUAGAACAAAAGUGUUUGUCAUCUUCUUUCUCUCAUCGAUAUCCUCUUGUCUUUGCCUUCUUUCCUUCUUUGUUGGAGCUCAGAAUUUUUUCUUCUCUCUCUCUCUCUCUCUCUCUCUCUCUCUCUCUCUCUAUCUUUUCCUUUUCUCUUUCUCUCACUUGCUUUACGGUGAAGAAAUUCUCCAGAGAAACCUCUCAACUUUAAUUCCUUUUGUUUUUUCUUUGAAAAUGAAACAUCAGGGGUCUUGCAAUCACUGAAUAACGAAGAUAAACCCGUAUUUACUUUUCAAAGAAAAAUAAUAGUAUUUUAAUUAAAAGUACUCGAUUUUCGAGAAAUCUUUUCCACUGCUCGUCGAAAAUUCUUCCGCGAGGGCGGUUUUUCUGCUCAGACAAAAGAAAGGAUUAUCGGCAGUUUCUUCAUCAUUGAUCCCUCGCAGCUCGGUCGAUUCUCGCCACGUGACAGUAUUUCCUCCACCAUGAAAUGUGGAAAUCCGCUGUCCUCGUACACGAAGAAUAGACGCUGCUGGUUUGCCUGAAAUUCAUUUAAAAAUCAUGAAAAUCAACAAACUAUUUUGACUCGAUCAUUCGAUCAAUGCUUUUCAUUGCCAACGUCUUACACUUCAUCUACUUAAAUCCCAUUCUUCCAUUAUCUGGAAAGAAUAAAAUGUAUAAAUUGAAAAUUCUUGGCCAAAAAGAACUUACGUUACGAAGCCUUCACGAAACAGGGUCAUAAAUACUUACGAGUAAUACGAGUAUUUAAAUUAUUGAAGCGAGAAAAAAAAAGUCAAAUGAAAUGAAGAAGAAAAGCAAUAGUAAUCGAGGAAUCGUAAGAAAAUUCUCAAUUGUAGAUUGGCUCGAGGAGAAAGCUUUUUGAGGAGAAAGUGCUGCUUUUGGCAUGUUGGAUUUUAGCAUGAGGAUGUAACGCCGAAUCGAGAAUAUUUCGAAAAUAUGAUGGAGCGUUGAAAAACAAAAGACGAACGAGAACAACAAAUGCACACGAAAAUUCGUAAAAGACAAGGAAAAGGAGAAAUGGCGAAUGAAAAGAAGCAAUUCGAAUUUGCCGAAGCGACAGUCGUUCGGGUACACGACGAUAUAAAAGUUAUUUAAAAAGUACAUUAUUCCAGGGUAAAGUUUUUUGUAAAAUUGUCGGCUACGCAAUAUUUAUGUAAAAAAAAAACACAAAAAAAACACAAUGAGUACGUGACAAAAGACGAAAAAACGAAACACUUGUAUGAGAGAAUGUGGUAGAGCGUGAAUGGAUAAUAAAAAGUGCGAAUAUUGGUGAUUUAAGGGAAGAGAGAAAAAGAUAGAAAGGAUGGAAAUAACGAAGUGCUGAGAAACAAAAAACAUAGAUCGUAACGAAAAUAAAUGAAAUGCAAGAAAGAAUACAAAGAAAUGUACAAGUACUUUUUUCGAGGUACGCAGCCCCGACCAAGAGUAUUAUACGAAAGCGUUGAGAACAAAAGAAACACUGACAGUUUAAUAUAUUUUGGAAAGAUGGAACUAUAUUUUCAUUUGGCGAGCCGGUGGAUUAAAACCUCGGGAGUAGAUUGGAUUUUAUAGACUUUUUUGUCGAAUAAUUUUCACGAUUUUUUAAAUCCGGUACGUACCUUUGACGUGGUCGGUAUUCCGGUUGUAAAAAAUUUUUUUCCGCGAAAGCGUUCCAUCCGAUAUUAUUUUGGCCGAAAAAGUCAUUUUUCGAAAAUGGGGCUCGACCCCGGAGCUUCGAGAUUUGACUCCUUAGUCUUAUUGGUCGAGGGUGUGCACAUUAGAUAUGGUUAUUGCAUCAUUAUCAUUACGAUUAAGCGUAUUAUGAAAUAAUUCAUAAUUAAUAAAAAUAACAAAAAUAAUAAUCAUCAUCACACCAUCAUUAAUGAUAAACAAUAAUUACAAGAACAAGCAAAUAAUAACAAUACCGUACAGCUGUAUAUCGUCUUUAUCGUUAUAGGGCAAGAGGCUUGCGAGUAUAAAAGUGAUAAUCAGCUGGCGUAUGUAAGAGUGCUUUAUUAAUAGACAAAAAACAAAAUCUCGUCUGCGUAUAUGGGGCGCUGAGGAAUAAAAAAAAAAAAAACAUGAAAAAAAUCCACCAAAAAAAACGGUUUACGAAAAUAAAACAUUUUUCUGGCCGCAUGUAGUCAACGUAACAUAUCCGUAACCACGUUUGUUUACAAAUACGUCUUCUCGUUUCGAUGUACCAACCACACAUACAGAAACAAAAAAUAUGCGUAUAUCAAGAGACUUCGUAGAUACACAAAUAUAUUUAAUCAUUUUGGGAUCCUAGAGGUUCCCAACGAAACCUUCACACGAUAUAUAUCAAUUAUGUACGUGUUAUGUCGUGAUGGUGAAAAAAAAAAAACACACCGACACGCGCAGCGUCUCAUGAAUGUAGAACCAAGCGACAAAGUACACAACACACGCACUCGGCUGAUCCUGGCCACCCAAAAAAACAAACAUUUUAAUACGAAAUCGAAUGAAGUAACGGCACGAAAAAUCUGUCUCUACAUAUCGGACCAGGGCAGUGUCGAUAUCAUUUUAUCUCGCGGUUUAUCCAACGAGUUUGCUUCCCGAUUCGUCCCCUUCUGCCGCCUAUUGACAUCCUUCAUACAAUGAGACUACUGUCCUCGAAAAACGCGACCCUUCACAGAACGAGGACACGAAUCACGGUUCACGUUCAUAUUCAACAAAAGGAACAUCAUCACGAAAUAUUUUCUAUACUUCAGUACGGAAACCCACACAAUUUGUUCUUUUCCCUAGACAACAUAACCUCUACUCUAGAAAUUAUUUGACCUCUGUAUCAUCAAUUAUCACUGUCUCAUUCUCACAUGAUUAUUAUCACUAUUGUUAAUUUAUUAUUAUUAUUAUAAAUAUUAUUAUUGCGGCUCAACAUUACACCAACAUUAGCAUUAAAAUCAACGAUAUACCAUCCAACAGAUAUUUUACACCGCUUAACAUCGCAACCUACGGAAAAGAUGUACGCGCGUCGUCACACCGAAAUACCGAUUGGACAAUGAGAAUUUUCAUUGUAAAUCCAGAGACAAAUGAAUUUCUCAAAUCCUUGUCGACGAAGAUGUCCUUGUCUAUUUACUAUUAUGAUUCUUAUUAUUAUGUUAUUAUCGUUGUUAUUUUCGUUCAAUGACUUAAAUCCUUCUUCCACUAACCCAUAGAAAAAACACUUCAUCUUCCAUUUUAUUCAUGUUCCGCAGCAUCGAAUCAUAUCGUCAUCCGAAAACAAAGGUCUUCUACGUACGUUAGUGAUGAUCUUAGAAACUCGUCAUUUUUAUAUUGUGGCGCGUUUUGCGAGAAAACAAACAAAAUCGUUAUUGAGAAAAAUCAUUGUGAUAAUUGUGCACUUUGGUGGGAAUGAUGAGCGAUGUUUUUGUAUAAAUGUAACGCUCAUUAUCAGCGGAUGUUGAUCAACAUGAUUUUUUUUUCUUUUGCUCUUUUUUUCAAUUACAUGUAUACAUUCAGAAGAAGUCGAAGCGGAGAAAAUAAUUUUUUUAGUAUAUGCAGAUUUCACAAACGUUUCGACGUCGAGAACUCAAUCGUCUGCAAUGCGAUCAUUUUGUCGAAAAUCAUGUUAUUGUUAUAUAUAUUUAUAUUCAUCGUAAUUUUAUGUAAGGUGUAUACGUUGUUGAUUGAUGGACAUGAGAGCGACAUUAUAUGCGUUCAAGGAUUUUUCAAUUGUCACUUCAAACGUUUGUUGUGUCCGCUCGAUCAAUAUUUUUUUUUCUCUCUGUUCUCUUUUUUAUAAGCUUCCGUUUGCUCAAACCUUUCAACGUAUAUUCGGAAAGAGCGGAUCGCGCAAGUGCGGUCGAAAUUGCGACCUUCUUUCUUGUCAACACGCGUCCAUAUUUGUCUCUCAAUUUUAUUUAUUUAAACACACACACACACACACACACACACACCACUACGGACGACCGAAUACGUUGACAAAGUUAUCGUUUUUAUAAUGUCCAUUCUAUGUAUAAAUAUUAUAUAUCAUUUUUUUUAAUUAGCACGCGUAAUUUAUUAAUUUCGCUUACGUUUUUAUUCUAUUAUUAUUAUUAUUAUUAUUAUUAUUAUUAUUAUUAUUAUAUUGUACAUAUAGAUACGAACACACAUACACGUCACCAUUCAUUUAUUCAUCUUUCGAUGGAGUGUCUGAGAUAUGAAGUGAAGGGGAAUAAAAAUUGAGAAAAAAAGAAACAAAGAAAAAUUCCGAGUCAAACACCUUCGCCAACAAAUGGUCGAAUUAGUUAUGUAUAUUCUGAGAAGAGUGUGGUGCCGAACGAACACUUACCGCGAAUUUAGGAGUCGUGGCGAGGGGAGGGGGCGGGGUCGAUUGUUACGUAUGUAAGAGUAAACGAUUUGAAAAAAUAAAUAAAUAAAUAAAUAAACAAAACGAAAAUUAAAAAAACAAAAAAAUGAGUCGAAGUUUCACGAAGCAGGCACUUUGCCCGACUCCAACCGGGAACAACCACUUUUUAUUUCUCACAAUUUAUUAUAUAUAUAUAUAUAUAUACAUAUAUAUAUAUAUUAUAAUUAAUGCACUCGGCGUUCUUGAAGGCGUGUAUAACUUUAUAUUUUAACGUAAAAAAACAAUAACAAAUAAUUAAAAAAAAAACAAAACAAAACAAAAAAAAAUUGAAUAAAAAAAAGUCACGAAUUACUACCGCUCGGUAGGAAUAUCAUGUUUUUAAGGGCAAUAAUAUUGUAAAUUUCGAGUACGCUGUGUAUUUGAAUGUGUAAGAUGCAUAAAAAAGACAGAUUUUUUAGAUAUUGCACUAUAAUAUUUAUUAUUGUAUAAGAAUGUCGACACAGCCACGCGAACGACUGCAUUCUCGUGGCUCAUACAUAUUCAAUGAAGAAUUGCAAAAGUGAGUAUUGGAAAGAAAAAAGAAACGAAAAAAAAAAGCGAACACAUGUGAAAAUGAACAAAAACGUAUAACUCUGUCUCGUCAUAGAACAGGCCACACAUAUUUUAUCAUGCUCAUAACAGAAUUAUAAAAUGUACCCGCGUAUAUAAUCCAUUUAUUCAAAACUCGGUGUAUAAAAUAAUAACAAUGAUCUAUUCUACUUGAGCCACGGGUAUGCAAUUGUCAGUAAAUAAUUCUGAAUUAAUUAUAUCAAUGAACGAGAGAGAAUUGAAAAGGAUGGAAAUUAACAUGAAAUACAUAUUGUUCUUUCCAUAAAUGCGAAGAAGCGAAAUUUUUAGUGUUUACACUACAAUUGAUAAUUCUAUUAUUACAUAAUAUUAUAUUAAUAACAAUAUUAUUAUUGUAAUGUUUGUUUUUCGUUAUUAAAGUGUGUAUAUAGCAAUACAAAUUCGAAAACGAA